Molecule: messenger RNA, 6000 nt
Organism: Schistocerca nitens (vagrant locust)
Lineage: Eukaryota; Metazoa; Arthropoda; Insecta; Orthoptera; Acrididae
Exons: 6
Coding region: 521-1501 (326 amino acids)
Source: RefSeq, a predicted model, not a curated record
GAUGUCAUGGUAGCUCCAUCUAUGCGACUUUAUUGUACAUGGCAUGUUGAUAGAUGCUGGAGGAAAAAUAUCAAAUGUAAGAUUCAAGGUGUAGAAAAACAAGGUGAAGUAUACAAACAAAUCAGAACUUUGAUGCAUGAGCAGGAUGUAGAUUCAUUUGAUGAGAUGUUAAAUAUUGUGCUAGAGAGAUUGGAAUGUGAUCCUGAUACAGUUCAAUUUGCCACAUACUUCCGAGACAACUAUGUUGGAAAUGCAAAUUGUUGGGCAUAUUGCCAUAGAUUGAAUGCUGGAAUCAAUACCAACAUGCAUAUAGAAAGAAUGCAUCGCACUAUUAAAUAUAUAUACCUAGGUAGUAAAUGUGUCAAGCGUUUAGACAAAGCUAUUUUUGCAUUGAUGUCAUUUGUGAAGCACAAGCUGUUUGACAGGCUUAUUGUGCUAAAUAAAGGUAAACUGACGAGUAAACUUAAGGACAUUCGCCUUCGGCAUAAAUCGGAAUAAUAUUAAGGAGGACUUCAUUACUAUGGAGUUUUCUGGUUGGAAAGUGCGUUCUUCUUCAAGAAGGUCAACAGAUUAUUUUGUAUAUGAUAAUGACUUUCAGUGCAACUGCAGAUUGAUGUGCAUUAAAUGUAGGGCUUGCAUUCAUAGGUAUUCUUGUACAUGUAUUGACUAUACCAUCAAAUGGAAUAUGUGCAAGCACAUACAUAGUGUUUGCCAGAUUCAGUUAAAGCAGCAACCUUCUGAACACCUAGGAAAUAGUGAAGUUACACUUAUUGAGAGUGAAGAUAUUUCUGUUGUAGACGAGAAAACAGAAAUACUAGCGGAGGUAACGAAAAAAAGUGUUAAUGAUUCUGUACCUUUGUCAGUCCAAAGAAGGGAACUUAUCGCAGAGUUUUCUGAUAUUGUAUCUGAACUGACCUCAAAUGACUUGGAAACUGCUAAAAAAAUGUUAUCAUCACUAAAGGCAACUGUAGCUGUCGGAAUGUUGCAGCAAAAACAGGCACCGCUGCAAAUAGAAAGGAAACAAGCACAAAAGAUUUUACCUCAACGUAGACUGUACUCUACGAAGAAAAACAAAAAGAGUAAUAAUGCAUCCCUGGUGCUACCAAAUCCAGAAGAAUCCAGUUUGAUCAAAUUAUCUGUACUGGCAGACAAAGAAGAUGCACUUGUGGAAAAAGGUUCAGCUGUUCAAAAGCAACCAACAAUAAAAAAUACAGAGGUUGUAGCAGGUCCAUUCCCCAUUACAGCAUGUGCCGUACAGCACGGCCCGACGAAUCGCUCAACUCCCAUGAUUCAGCCAAUAGCAAAACAGGCUGAGGUGGUAUCUGGUCCGUCUCUCGCUACAUCGUAUGUGCUGAAACACAGCCCGAGGAAUAGCUCAACUUCCACAAUUCAACCAAUACCAAAACAGGCUGUGGUGGUACCACAUCCAUCCAUCGGUACUGUGCGUGUGUUGCUACACAGCUCAACAAAUGGUGCUGUUCUCUCAAAUUUAAACCAGUGACAGGGCAGGAUAAGAUGGUAUCAGUGCCUUCCCUUACUACAGCGCAUGUGCUGCAACACGGCUAUGGAAUGGUUGGUUGUGAGACAGCAUGGAUGUGAUAGAUGGAACUACACCAUCGAAUAUGCCUCUGAGAAGCACAAGCAGAAUGUGGAGAUGGUACAGGAUGAAGCAUGUAUCAUUGACCAUGACACCUAGCCAAACUGCUAGGUACAGAGUUCAGCUGUGUGGAGAUGUACUUCAUAGUGUUUACAAUCGCAACAUCAAGGGCACCUGCAGCUGCAGGGAAAGAUUCUCAGAGUGAAGGUCGAAGGUGCUGCACGUCAUAUUGGACAGAUCGUGCUUCAGUAGUGUGGUAAUUUGCUGUCAGUCAGUGUGACUGCACUAGACAUGUUGGUCAACUCUGGUCAAGUGCAGACUAACUUUUUUUUUAGUUAGGCUAUGUGCUAGGAUCUUUGAAUUAUUUUCAACUUAGAGCAACAUUGUUCCUUUUAUUUGAUUAUUUUCUCAGAAUGUGCCAUACGGUAUAUAGGCAAGAUUGUGAACUUACUUUGUAUGAGUGUUUUUCUCCAUAAUUCUCUCCCAUGCCGCUCAGAUGUCUAAAAAUGUGUUCUUUAUGAAGACUGUCUCUGUAAGUUGAAGCAGUGACCAGCAACACAAUAUUCUGUUUACUCUUGAUUCAAUGCUUAACAUAUUCUGCAAUUGGCACUUAUUACAAGUUAAUAGCACAUGCAUAAGCCAACAGCAAGUGUGUUAAUUGCUAAUAUUUGAAACUUGUGAGUAGCUAAAUGACAUGAUGCUAGUUUAAUGGCUUCCUACUGCCCUCACAAAUUAUAAACAUUAGUUUUUGAAAUUUUUUUCCCAUUCACACCACUUUUCAGCACCUGAUAUGUGCUUGCAACAUUUUUGCUGUUUGGAAAGGUUUUAAAAAAUUUUAUUUAAACACAGUUAGCCAAGAUAUUUUUAGCCAAAGUAAUCAAAGUUUAAUUCUGCUAGCUGCAAUGGUAUGCAGUGAACUCUUUAAAUGCUACUAGUAGACCUUACAUGAGGAUUGAUUGUUGGGAGAUAUGAUAGUUACUUUAUGCAUUGAUUAUCUCUUUGUUCUGUGUUCAGGAUAUAUAUAAUCUUCACAUGCAGGUUCACAACAAAUAAUAUGGUAGUUUAUGCUUUGAUUAUCUUUUUGUUCUGUGUUCAGGAGUGUAACAGGCUCGUACUGUAUGUGAUGAGACUAAAAGUUUUCCAAUGAGAGUGUGGAUGUGCAGUUCUUAACAUACUAGACUUCCAUUUGUUGGUGUGACAGUCAAUUCCUAAUCUAACAACACAGGUUUGUUUUUUUCACUAUUUUUGAAACUCCCUCCAGACUAAUAGCCAGAAUGCUUCUUUUGAGAAUUUAGGGAUUUUUCCUCCUAACUUUGGAUGCCUGUUUCGUUGUUAGCUGUUUCACCCUGUCAGUUACAUAUAAUGGUAAAAUUUUACUUGCGGUUCAGGUGGCGUGCUGUGCUGAUGUCAACAGCAUGAAAUAAAUAAUUAAUCCUGUUCCUACUCUAUGGUUGACGUGUUCUUGCAUGUACCCGCAUCUGCCAGUAAAUUAAUUAUCCUAGUAAAGCGAACAUUUAGAAAAAGUGCUUACAAGAAAUGAAAUAUUAGAGAAUAAUUUCCAGCACUGCACGGUCGUUGCCAACAUCACCGCACGAGGGCGCUUAAGCCGUAAGUAAAGUUUAACCCAUAUAAAUGUGAUAUCUUCUUGUUUCCUCAUUGUCAUGCCACAAGGAGCAUGAGUGCACCAGUUAAUGUGCAGCAAUAAGUUAAUAAGUUACUUGUCCUGUGAUGAGUCGGAGAAUUAAAGUGCCAUAAGAUUACACGAAGCUUCCUGGUACGACAGUGGCCACCAAUAGACACUGUAGUACUCGUGAGGAUGAAUGUGUCAAGUUGACAGAUUCUCAGUAUGUCCUACAAAUAAUUAUUUGAUAGUGUGCACACUUGAUCGUAUUUGGGCCUAACUUUUUGUUCUUAGUAUUGGUUACGUUGAAGCUGCUGUGCAUCUCAUCUCUACUGUGAUUUUCAGAGCAACUGUAUUACCUAAAUUUCUAAUCCAAAGUUCCAUUAAUGUGGUUGUUCUUGAAUCCUGUAGUCUAGGAUUAUCUUUUCACACAAUUUCUUACGGUAUUUCCAGUACUUGAGAAGGAACUCACAAAUUGUUCAUUGUUUUGAACACACAUUAUCCACUGCCCACUUACUGUUCCAUAUUGAAGCACAACUACUGUUUUGUAAUAGGAUUAGUUACAUUUGGCUUGUAAAUGUCAUGUGACGUUACACAUUGUGCCACAAUAAUCUUUACUAAUUGUUGAUUGUGUCUAAAAUUAAUAAAGUCUUAGGCCAACAUUCCUUACUAGUUCCAAACUGUUUGCAGUUUUCACCACUGGCUUGUGAAAUAUACUUGAUUACACUUUCGAUACACAUAAUGUGCCCAGUGCAUGUCAGGAGAGCACCAAACUGGGCAGUGACUUUUAAGUAUUUUAUUUACUGCCAAAAAUAUGUCAAUAAAUGUGAUCUUUAAAAACAAAUAAAUCACCAAAGUAAAAACUGAGAUUAACCCAUCUGGAACUGACAAACUUCCAUUGCUUGACUGAUUGCUGUGGGAUGUUGACAGUUGGAUAAAAUGGUGUCUCUUUCCUUCGCAACAUAUAGUGUAAAACAUCAUCCCAUCCCCUGUGUUAGUCUCACCUGCAAAGUUAACAAACAUCCAAAGGUUAUACUUGACAGUAUUACAUUUCCAGAUCAGGAUGAUCAGUAUUUAAAUUCUGGUUUUCUGUACAUUUGAGGUGCAAUGGGUCUCAUUUGCCAUGCCUUGUUGAUGUCUUAUGCUGAUUUCUCUUAGACAGGUAACUUUUUGAAACUGAAUAAGCUCGCUGCACUGUUCAUGGUAACAUAACUUAUUUAUAGUUUCCAUCAGAUAAUACUAACCUUACAAGAAUUCUUGAGCUAUAAUUUAUGGGUUGAAAGGCUGUGGUCAGUGUAUAAAACUACUACUCCAAGUGCGGGAGACAUCUUCAGAGGUACAAUGGUAACUUCCAUUCUACCUCGGAAGAUGUCUCCCGCAGUUAGAGAUGAAACGUCAGGAAGAAGUAAUGUUAUACAUCAACCAUGGCCUUUUAACCUGGAAAUUUUGACUCAAGAAAAUGCUGGCCAUGAAAGUCUACAUUGUAUGACUUUACAAAAAUUGUCACCUGCUGUGUCCCAUAGAAGUAAAUAGUUAAUAGUAGUAAUGUUUAAGCACAUACUAAAUAAAUCAAUCAUAUUCAGCAACAUGUUCAAGCAUAUUAUUUAAGGAUGUAUCAUUCAAAAUUAAGCACAAUUUGUUUGUUUUCACUGAGAAAGAAAUAGAACUACACAAACAAUGUAUUCUACACUAUGCUAAUCUUUAUUUUACCUCUUUGUGCUGCUGUGGAUUGGAAAUAAUACCUGGCAGAAGAGAUAUGGUGUGAUUUGGGUCCAUUGUCUGAAUGGAAAUGUUGGUAUACUUAAAAGCUUUAUAGAAGAGGUCAGGACAUGUCAAAUUAGCAACAGAUAAAAUAUUUGCACACCGUUAUUUCUAGAUACUAUUUUUGUACUACAAUAUGCUAAGAGGGCAGAUUCUCUAUAUUGAUCUGUUUCACCUUGUUAAAGUACUUAACACUAUGUUGCCUACUAUGUAGCCUUUUGACAUUGCAUACAGCUAAACAAAAGGACGCUUUCAUUUUGGGAACUGCUUUUCAACAAUGAAAUUAUUUCAGAGAUAGUACUCAGUACCAUUGAAAAAGACUACAUCAUUGCCAGAUAAGUAAAGCAAAAUUGUCUCAAAAGUAACUGACACUACGUAAAUCAAGAUAAUUGUUGGCUUUUGUUAUUUUUGGUGUGUGAAGAACUGGAUUGGUUGUAUGCUAUAAACGGCACUGGCAGACUGAAUUUUUGAGCUACUAUACCCUUGAAAUGUCUAUUAUUUUGCCUUCGAUUCGAUGUUUCAGCAACCUGUGAUGCCAGGAAACUCACAGAUAAACUAAAUCAUGUGCCAGAUGUCGAGCACCAUUGUGUUUGGAAGUUCCAUUGUUCUGUGUGCAAACAGUUUUGGAAGUUUGGAUGAAUCAAGUUUCUGAAACUGACUGGAAAGAAACUUAAUUAUCAAAAACUAAGAUUGUAUUGCAAUUCAUGAUACUGUGAAAUAUUUUUAUAAUUGCUGUACAUUCAGCUAAAAGUUACAGUAAAAUUUUCUUGUAAGUUAUGCCUGCAGAAAGUUUUGUACUGAAUUUAAUCUUUUCUUUUGGUUUAUAAUUUUGAUGUAAAAUCUAUUUUCUGUUUAAAUAUGAAGUUUCAAUUGUGUAUCUUAAUAUUUGUAGCUGAUGUGUAGAAUAUUUGAAAACUGUUUUUUCACAUUCUGUAUGUUCUACACGUCACUGUAUUACUUCAUAAAGUCUAUAAGAUAUGAUGACAAAUUAUGAAUAUAGUCUUAAAAUUGUACUAAUAAA